AUUAGAAAACCAAAAGUAGAAAUUAGACUUCCGGUAAACAACAUGGCAGAUCCAUCUACAAAACAAGAAGAACGGCAUGGCAAAACUUUGUUCAUUCGAAAUCUUCCCUACACGUCCACGAAUGAAAAGCUAGAGAAGAUAUUUUCGGACAUUGGUCCAAUAAAAACUUGUUUUGUAGUCAAGGAUAAAGAAUCAGGGAAAUGUAGAGGCUUUGGAUAUGUUAAAUUUACGCUUUUAGAGGAUGCAGAGAAAGCUUUGAAGACUAUCAAGAAAGUUGAGGGCAGAAAUGUUCACAUAGUUUAUGCUAACAAAAAAGAAAAAAAGAAAAGAUUUGGACUGCCAAAAGAAAAUGAAGAGAAUAAACAAGCUGAUGAAAGUAGUGCACAUGUGGAGGACAAAAAACAAUCAAAAGCAAAAAAUACUUUUAAGAAGAAACUUGUUGUAAAGCCCCAGAAAGGUGAAAAACAGCCAGUCAACCCCCUGAAUGAGGGCAAACGAGCUCGUUUGAUCAUUAGAAACUUAUCAUUUAAGUGUUCACCAGAAGAUCUCAAGAAAGAAUGUGAGAAAUAUGGAACUGUGUUAGAUGUUCACAUUCCAAAAAAAAGUACAGGAAUAAAAUUAGGUUUUGGAUUUGUACAGUUUGCAAAUAAAACCCAAGCUGGAAUGGCAGUAAAGGAAAUGAAUGGAAAGUCUAUCAAUGGCAGAGUAGUUGCAGUUGAUUGGACAUUACCUAAAGAUAAAUUUAUAGCCAACCGCACAAUAAAGCAAGUAGAAAAAGAGGAAGAAGAAAAGCAGUCAGAUGAAGAGGACAGCAUGGAAGUAGAUGAAGAAGUAAAUGAGAAAAAAAACAAUGGGGUGCCUAGUCAAAAAACAAGUUCAGAAAAUGAGGAAGAGAGCUCAGAGGAGAAUGAGGAAGAAGAGUCUAAGGAUGGCGCAAGUGAAGAGGAUGAUGACAAUAAUGAUUAUGAAGAUUCAGAUGAUAAUGAAGAUUCUGAGGAUGAUGAUGAAGAAUUAGAUGAUGAUAAGGAAGAAUCAGAAGAUGAUAGUGAAGACUCAGAUGAUGAUAAUGAAAACUCAGAGGAUGAUGAUGAAGACUCAGAAGAAGAUGAAGAUGAUAAGGAUGUAGCUAAAAAGUCCAAAGCUAUGGACAGAGAAAGUGAUGUCACAGAAGGACGUACAGUUUUUGUUAGGAACCUUCCAUUCAACACAGCAGAGAAUGAAUUAGAAGACUUUUUCUCUCAGUUUGGUGAUGUUAAUUAUGCCAGAAUAGUUUAUGAUCAUUCAACUGGAUUGUCAAGAGGUUCAGCAUUUAUUCAAUUUUCAACGAAAGAAAGUGCAGAUGAUUGUAUCAAGGCUGCUGAAGAUAGUGUGAAAGGAGGUCUAUCUGUUGGUGAAAGACAAUUAGUAGUUACAUUAGCAGUAAGCAGACAACAAGCAAGUCAAUUAAUACAAAAAAAAGAAGAGAAGAAAGCUGAACCAAAAGAUUCUAGAAACUUGUAUUUAGCUCGGGAAGGAUUGAUACGUGAAGGAACUGAAGCAGCCAAAGAUGUUCCACCAGCAGACAUGGCAAUGAGAAGCAAGAUAGCAGCAGCUAACAGAGCCAAGCUGAAGGAUCAAAACAUUUUUGUCUCCUCUACCCGAUUAUGUGUCCACAACAUCCCAGCAACAGUGACUGACCAGAGACUCAGAAAGAUUGUUUACCAGGCUGCAGGGGACAGGUCUGCUAAAGUUACUGAGUGUCGUAUCAUGAGAGAUUUAAACAGAUUAAACAGUCAAGGCGUUGGUAAGUCCAGAGGCUAUGCCUUCUGUGCAUUCAAUAAACACGAGCAUGCCCUGAAGGCCUUGCACCACCUCAACAAUAACAAAGAAAUUUUUGGGGAUAAAAAGAGGCCUAUAGUAGAGUUUUCUUUAGAAAACCGCAAAGCUCUGGAAAUCAAACAGAAAAGAAUAGAGAAAUCUCAGGCCAAGUGUAAGCAAGUAGAAGCUUCCUUAAAUAGGAAGUCUCCAGGAGCUCCCAAAGGAAAAUCAGGAGGUCCCCAAGGCAAAGCUCAUGGUACUUUCCAGGCCAAAACUCCAAGAGCAUCUCCAGCAGUGAUGACAAAAACUGAUGGUGAAAGCAAAAAGAAAUGGAAAAGGAAAAAUAAGCAAAAGUUAUGGAAAGACACAAGGCCAUUGGACACAAUGAAGUCUCAAGAUAAAGUAGCUAGAGCAAUGCAUAAAGGUCCUCUUGGUUUGCCAUCACAUUUUGGCCCAAAACAAAGACACAAGAAAAGGCCUGCCAGUCAAGGGAGAGAACAUGGGCCCAAAAGUAACAAGAAGUUUAAGAAAGAGCCCAGGAAACAAUUUGUACAAGGUACAAAUAAAACACCAAAAAUGAAGACAUUCAAUAAGAAAAAGCAGUUUGAUGAGUUUGAUAAAAUGGUUGCCAACUACAAACAGAAAAUAGUUGCAGGCUUUAAGUCCUAGGCAAGUUCAGAACAGGGCUGGACAAUUUGUGUUCUAUUAUUGUAAUUGCCAGGUGUGAGAUGGAUGGAAGUGACUAGUAUCAUUACUUGUUGCGUUUAAAAGUACAGAUGUAUGCUGUAUAUAAUUACUUGUAUAAUGGUAUGUCUUUGUGACAUUCAUGAAAAUAAAAAUAUGUUUAUAGUA
Molecule: messenger RNA, 2649 nt
Organism: Biomphalaria glabrata
Lineage: Eukaryota; Metazoa; Mollusca; Gastropoda; Planorbidae
Product: RNA-binding protein 28-like
Exons: 19
Coding region: 43-2466 (807 amino acids)
Molecular function (GO): RNA binding
Source: RefSeq, a predicted model, not a curated record